UCUCUCUCACUCUCAUAAUGAGCCCCCGCUUUACCUUCUCUCUCUUCAUUGCCCUAUGGUUUCUCUCCGCCCACCCAACCACCGCCAAAGACUACCUCAAGCUUCCCUUACUCCACAAAACCCCAUCUCCUUCCCCCACCCAAACCCUCCUCUCCGACAUUCACCGCCUCCACCACCACCAUAAAACCCGAAAGAGCUCCGUCAAGUCACCCGUAGUCUCCGGAGCUCCGUCUGGCUCCGGCCAGUACUUCGUGGAGCUUCGCUUAGGCUCCCCACCCCAACCCCUCCUCCUCGUCGCCGACACCGGGAGUGACCUCCUCUGGUUAACGUGCUCCGCCUGCCGCCACAACUGCUCCUUCUUCCAUUCUCCGGGCUCCACAUUCUUGGCCCGCCACUCUUCUUCUUUCUCCCCCUACCAUUGCUUCGACUCCGAAUGUCGACUCGUCCCCCAUCCCGACCCCAACCUCUGCAACCGUUCCCGGCUCCACAGCCCUUGUCGUUACCAAUAUUCUUACUCCGAUGGCUCCACGACCAGCGGCUUCUUCUCUAAGGACACGAUCACCUUAAACACUAGCUCCGGUAGGGAAGCCAGGCUUGAGCAGCUCUCUUUUGGGUGCGGGUUCCAGAUCUCCGGUCCAAGCGUCUCCGGCGCCAGCUUCAACGGGGCUCAUGGAGUGAUAGGAUUAGGCCGUGGCGCUAUUUCCUUCGCUUCUCAACUUGGCCGGCGUUUCGGCGAUAAGUUCUCUUAUUGCCUCAUGGACAUCACCUUAUCUCCACCUCCGACGAGCUAUCUCAUCAUCGGCGACGAAAAAAACACCGUUUCAAGUAACCCCAAAAUGAGCUUCACUCCAUUACUCAUCAACCCAUUGUCUCCCACAUUUUACUACAUUGAGAUCAAAAGCGUGAAAAUCAACAACGCCAAACUGCGGAUCGAUCCUUCCGUUUGGUCCCUCGACGAGGUCGGAAACGGCGGCACCAUCGUGGACUCGGGAACCACUUUAACAUUUGUACCCGAAGCAGCCUAUGUUAAGAUAUUAGCAGCGAUUAAACGAAGAGUGAAGCUACCGAGUCCGAGAGAGGCAACACCGGGUUUCGACUUGUGUUUCAAUGUAACAGGUGAGGCAAGGCCGAAGCUGCCGAGGCUGAGUUUGGAACUGAGUGGAGGGUCCGUGUUAAAGCCGCCGCCGAGGAAUUAUUUCAUCGACACGGAGGAAGGGAUCAAGUGCUUGGCGGUGCAGCCGGUUGGCAAAGAAAUGGGGUUUUCGGUAAUAGGGAAUCUGAUGCAACAAGGGUUUUUGUUUGAGUUCGACAGGGACAAGUCGCGCCUCGGGUUUUCGCGUCAUGGUUGCACCUUUGCUUAAAACUCCUCACUGAGUCAACUCGUUUUGUUUGCUUAUUUUAUAUAUAAAAAAAUUAUUUGUGAUGAACAAUAUUUUUUCGG
Hibiscus syriacus is the source of this 1441-nucleotide messenger RNA. Its product is annotated as aspartyl protease family protein 2-like. The record is from RefSeq and is a predicted model, not a curated record. The coding region runs from base 18 to 1361 and encodes 447 amino acids. Gene Ontology annotation, biological process: proteolysis. Gene Ontology annotation, molecular function: aspartic-type endopeptidase activity. NCBI's taxonomy places the organism in Eukaryota, Viridiplantae, Streptophyta, Magnoliopsida, Malvales, Malvaceae. The transcript has a single exon.